CUCAUUGAAGGAACUUAUUUUGUCAUUAUCAGUCCUUCCGUACCCUUUCCUCUCCCUUGGCCAAAAAGUAAGCGAAACAAUGUGAGAAUGACAAGACAUUAUUAUUGAAAGGCCAUACUAUCCUUGUUAACCAUUUUCCUUUCAAAAUUCUAACCCUAACACUUGUUGUUCAGCAAUGAAGUUCGGAUUUUCAUCUUCGGGCGAUACAGUUACCGGAAACUGGGCUACAGCAAUGCCUAGUACAAGUUGCACAUUUUUCACUUUUCCUCCAGAACCUUGCGAUUCUACUUCCUUGCCGGUUGCCGGACCCUCUGUUACAACGCCUUCGUGGCUGUUCGGAGGGAGUUUCGUUUCAACUGAUACCGCUACUAUGCCUUGGUUUACGAAUGCCAGCUCAUCAACAGCCACGUCACCGUCUUCUGUUUCGGCAAUUACUACUGCUACAGUAACAGCCACGUCCCCAUCAAGCGUCUCUGCGACGGAAUUUGUAACUGUUCCUGAUAGUUGCCCCUCCGAGCAGGACGAGGUUGCUGCAAUUUUGGCAAGGCAAUGUGAGAAGUUUUUGUCCUGCCGAGCUGCUAGGCCAGCUCAAGGCAGAGGAGAAAAUGAAAGGCACGCUUGGGUCUUUGGAGCCACGGAGUUUGAAAGUACAAGCUCAAGCAAGCCCGUCAGUGAUGCUGCUCAUAUACCUGCUGCUACUGCUGAACAGAAGUAUGGGGAGUCCAAGUCGUGCAGUGUUCCCAGCUCGCGGCCUGCUGAGGAGGAGGAGCCUUACUUUCCACCUGUCGAUCUUCUGGACUCAACAAUCGAUAUGUGGGUACGGGUUGUCGCGAAUAAGAAGACAGAUCAAGAGGUCAGCGAAGAGGGGCUUUGUCACUUUUACAAGGGCAUCAACUAUUUCUGUCUUCUGUCUGAACGCCUUCAAGUAGUCACUGACAAGUAUAACGAGGCGGUGAAAGCGAGAGAUGAGCUGGAAAAAGCCUGUAGGAAGCUCGAGGACUCUGAAAGGGAGAGGCUUGAACAUGAGUUGGUCCAGAUGAUCUUUCACCAGAAGAUUUUCGAGCUUACAAAGGAAUUAAAGGAGGCCGGUCCUGCUGCUAUCCAGAAAUACAAGGCUUCCUCCUUGUACAGACAGGAACUCAUGGACUAUGCUGCUCCUUACAUGGGAAAAGGGGUGAAGCUGGCCAUAGAGAAGAUCAAGGCUAAAGAUCCCACGUUUGACCUGAAGACCUACGGCCUGGAGAUGUACAUUCUUCCUCCUGAAGCUGAUUAAGACGAAUUCUCAUCAAACAAGGAAGGUGAUGGUGGUGUCGAUCAGGAUGAGAACGAGGUGAAGCCAAGUGCUGCAGCUUGACAUUUAGUGGGAGGAGCAAGUUUAUGAGAUUUUGUUCAUAGAUGUGUUGUUGACUGACUGCCGAAGAGGGGAAAGAUCCCCCGAGCUUAGCAUGAAGCUCUUUUUGUUUUACCUAUGCUUAGCCAAUGCAACUUUUCUGGCUACUCUGUCUCUGAACUAGUAUGUUUUGCUGCUCCAUGGAAGUUUAUGGAGGUGUUAAUAGAGUAUGUAAUGAAUGUGCUAAGAUCAUAUCUCUGCAAUAUAUAAGAUGUUACUUUUGUC
Lycium barbarum (goji berry) is the source of this 1615-nucleotide messenger RNA. RefSeq lists its product as uncharacterized. The transcript is spliced from 4 exons. Lineage: Eukaryota; Viridiplantae; Streptophyta; Magnoliopsida; Solanales; Solanaceae. Bases 176 to 1273 code for a protein of 365 amino acids. The record is from RefSeq and is a predicted model, not a curated record.